AUGGGCCUCCUCGACCAGCUCUGGGACGAGACGGUGGCCGGCCCGCGGCCGGACUCCGGCCUCGGCAGGCUCCGCAAGUACUCCUCCUUCUCCCCCUCCUCCUCGUCGUCGUCCUUCCCGGCGCACGCUCCCGCCGCGGCCGCCGACGCGUCAGCGCCGGCGCCGGCGCCGCCGGCUGUGACGCGCAGCAUCACCAUCGCCCGCCCGCCGUCGCUGUCCGUCGACGCCUCGCCGCGCGCCGAGUCCUACAGCUCCUCCGUCCCGUCCUCCCCGGCCAGCACGCCCGACUCGCCGUUCGCCACAGCUACCACGCCCAUGGCGGACGGCUGGAGGAGGUUCCGCCGGAAAACCAAGGUCUCCGAUGGGCCGGAACCGGCCGUCGGGCCAAGGAGCCCCACCGUGUACGACUGGUUCGUUCUCGGCCCACGCUCAGUUUCUUUUCUUGAAAUUUUACCACCACCUUGA
Messenger RNA from Miscanthus lutarioriparius, 465 nucleotides. The record is from the annotation of a GenBank genome assembly. NCBI's taxonomy places the organism in Eukaryota, Viridiplantae, Streptophyta, Magnoliopsida, Poales, Poaceae.